Messenger RNA from Vidua chalybeata, 3996 nucleotides. RefSeq names its product vacuolar protein sorting 45 homolog (gene VPS45). The record is from RefSeq and is a predicted model, not a curated record. The transcript has 15 exons. Lineage: Eukaryota; Metazoa; Chordata; Aves; Passeriformes; Viduidae. Gene Ontology annotation, biological process: vesicle-mediated transport; intracellular protein transport. Gene Ontology annotation, cellular component: Golgi membrane. Bases 1182 to 2894 code for a protein of 570 amino acids.
AAUACCAUUUGCCGUUACUGUGUGUAUCCUUUGGCCAGGAGCACCCACACACUCCUUAAAGCAUCAGUUUGGAUGUGAGAAACAAAAUCAGGCAAGAAAUAAAAAAAAGUAAGAAAGAAAAUACUGGAGUUGUAUUUUUCUAGGUAAAUCCCUAUUUAAACCACUCAGAUCUUUGGGGUUUGUACGUGUGCAAAACUCUCCAGCCUCCAGGAAAGAAGAGCCAAAGUGUUUGGAAGUGAAAAGCAAAAUCUUGGCAGGAAAUUGAAGGAUUAAAGACGACAAAGGUGUCCGUCACUCUGAGAGGAAGUGGGGGCCGCUUAAUUGGAAGUGAAAGGCAGGACAUACUCAUUAAUUAAUUGUUAUCCCCCGUUAUAAAUAGGACUUUGGCAGCGGGGGAGUGCCUGGCCCCGGGUCAGCUCUGUCCUGCCGGGAAUAGCACCUAAUCCCAGCGUCCUGCUCCCGGGAUUAGCGGGGCCGGGCUGGUCCCGGAGCACCAGCCUUGUCCAUCCUGAAUUUCCAGGAGCAGCUCAGUGAAACCGAGUCACGUCCUUUGUCUUUGGGGACCCCAGGGGGACCCUCGGGUGUGCCGAGCCUUCCUGGGAGCUUGGGGUGGGUCUGCGACGAUUUGGGGGUGUUUGAGGUGGUUUGGGUAGACCUGGAGGGGGUUUGUGUGUGUUUAGGAUGGGCUUAGGUUUGUUUUAGGGUGCAUUUAGUGCGGGUUGGAGCGGGCUCGUGUUGUUUUAAGGUAGGUUUGGGUGGGUUUAACUGUGGGGUGAGUGCGGUUGGGCUCAGUGUCAAACUGCUCCGCCCUCCCGAGCCAUUUCCACUGCUCGGGUCCCUUCGGGAGGGGAAGGACGGGCCGGGGCUGCGGGACCCCGGGGGCGCGGCUGGCGGGGCCGCUCCCGCUGCCGGACUACAGCUCCCAGCAGGCGGCGGGGCCGGACGGGGCGGAGCCGAAGCCGGGCCGAAGAGAGACCGAAGCGGGCCGAAGAGAGGCCGAAGAGAGGCCGAAGCGGGCCGAAGCCGGACCGAAGAGAGGCCGAAGCCGGCCGAAACCGGGCCGAAGCGGGCCGAAGCCGGACCGAAGAGAGGCCGAAGCCGGCCGAAACCGGGGCCGAAGUCGGGCCGAAGCUGGCCGAAGCGGGUGAGGGGCAGCCCGGUAGAGGAGCAUCCCCGCCAAGAUGAACGCGGUGCUGGCGGUCCGGCAGUACGUGUCCAAGAUGAUCGAGGACAGCGGCCCCGGCAUGAAGGUGCUGCUGAUGGACCGGGAGACGACCGGCGCCGUGAGCGUGGUGUACACCCAGUCCGAGAUCCUGCAGCGCGAGGUUUAUCUCUUCGAGCGCCUGGACUCGCCCAACAGGGAGCCCAUGAAGCACCUCAAGGCCAUCUGCUUCCUGCGGCCCACCAAGGAGAACGUGGAGCUCCUGGUGCAGGAGCUGCGAAGGCCCAAGUACAGCAUCUACUUCAUCUAUUUCAGCAACGUCAUCAGCAAGAGCGAUGUGAAGGCCUUGGCCGAGGCCGAUGAGCAGGAGGUCGUGGCUGAAGUCCAGGAGUUCUAUGGCGACUACAUUGCGGUGAACCCACACGUCUUCUCCCUGAACCUCCUGGGCUGCUGUCGGGGCCGCAGCUGGGACCCGGCUCAGCUCACCAGGACAACCCAAGGGCUCACUGCUCUGCUCCUGUCCCUGAAGAAGUGCCCCAUGAUCCGCUACCAGCUCUCCUCAGAGCCAGCAAAGCGCUUGGCCGAGUGUGUGAAGCAAGUGAUCACGAAGGAGUACGAGCUGUUUGAUUUCCGGCGCACCGAGGUCCCUCCCCUGCUCCUCAUCCUGGACCGGUCGGACGAUGCCAUCACCCCACUCCUGAACCAGUGGACGUACCAGGCCAUGGUGCACGAGCUGCUGGGGAUCAACAACAACCGCAUCGACCUGUCCCGGGUGCCGGGGAUCAGCAAGGACCUGCGGGAGGUCGUCCUGUCAGCUGAGAACGAUGAGUUCUACGCCAACAACAUGUACCUGAACUUUGCCGAGAUUGGCACCAACAUCAAGAACCUGAUGGAGGAUUUCCAGAAGAGGAAGCCAAAGGAGCAGCAGAAGCUGGAGUCCAUAGCGGAUAUGAAGGCCUUUGUGGAGAACUACCCUCAGUUCAAGAAGAUGUCAGGCACAGUGUCCAAGCACGUGACAGUGGUGGGGGAGCUGUCCCGGCUCGUGGCGGAGCGGAACCUGCUGGAGGUGUCAGAGGUGGAGCAGGAGCUGGCCUGCCAGAAUGACCAUUCCAGUGCCCUCCAGAGCGUGCGGCGGCUGCUGCAGAGCCCGCGGGUGUCGGAGCUGGACGCGGCACGGCUGGUGAUGCUCUACGCGCUGCGCUACGAGCGCCACGCCAGCAGCGGCCUCCCGGCACUGCUGGAGGAGCUGCGCGGCCGCGGCGGCACCGACAGGUACCGCAAGCUGGUGUCCGCCGUGGUGGAGUAUGGAGGGAAGCGUGUCCGAGGCAGUGACCUGUUCAGCCCCAAGGAUGCCGUGGCCAUCACCAAGCAGUUCCUCAAAGGCCUGAAGGGCAUCGAGAACGUGUACACCCAGCACCAGCCCCUGCUGCAGGAAACCCUGGACCAGCUCAUCAAGGGAAAGCUCAAGGACAGCCAAUAUCCCUACCUGGGCCCCAACACGCUCCGGGACAGGCCUCAGGACAUUAUCGUGUUCCUCAUCGGAGGGGCCACCUACGAGGAGGCUCUGGCUGUGUUCAACCUGAACCGCUCCAACCCCGGCGUCCGCAUCGUCCUGGGUGGCACCACCAUCCACAACACCAGGAGCUUCCUGGAGGAGGUCACAGCCGCAGGAUUCCGUGGUCGAAGCACUGACAGCUCCCAAGUCCCACCAAGGUCCAGCAGCCGACGGUGAAUCCUGAAGGAAUGAGUACUUUUUUUAACAUUCAGAGCUUUCCCAGAGCAGAGCAGGAUGUUCCUGCCCUGCAGCUGGAGCUUCCCCUCCACACCCAGAAUGGCAGCGAACGCUGGAGCUGGCACUAGCCCAACGACAAGGAUGUGCCCCCACUGCUGCUCCUCGUUGUCCCCUCACAAACAGCUCCAGGACUGGGAUGGUCCCCUCACAAACAGCUCCAGGACCUGAGGAGAGACUGGGAAAGCCCUUGAAUCCCUGCAGCUCCUGGCUCUUUAUGGGACGCACGGGAUGAGUCCCAUGAGGAGCCCAGUGAUGCUGCCCCAUGCUGGGGGAGCAGCUGUGGGGGCGUGGCUGGUGGGCACAGGAGCCCUUUGCUCUGUUGUCUGUAUAUGUUGAACCCUAUUAAAUCCCCCACUUUGGCCGAAUCUGUCUGCUAGAUGAUUCCCACUUUCCCUUUCCCAAGGCCACAAGGUGCAGUUACAGCCUGAGCCUCCACGGGAGCUUUUGUUCCCCUCCAGGACCACACCAAGGAACCUGCAAGUGAGUUUUCCAGCUCUGCUCCCUGGCCUCUAAUCAGCACUUGAUUGGGAAUUAACAAGCCAGAUCAAAUGAAAUGAGCUCCUAAAUCCCUGGGAAUUAUCUUGGCAUCACAGCUAAGUCCUGUUGAUGUGGGAGAGAGCAAAGCCCUGCAGGGAGGAGGGGACCUGGCCCUGGGGGUCAGCUCUUUGGGGAAGGAGGGGAGAACAAAACCUGUGCUGGGGGGAGAUUCUCUGCCCACAGCCAGGGUGGAACUGGGUAGGCAUCUGUAUGGUGAAUUUUUGGUGUCGUUGGGACAGGCAGAGCUGCAAGAAUUCCCCCUGACAAGUGACUCAGGUCUCUGACAGCCUGAGACCCCAACAGAGGGGAGCUGAGUCCCAUGCACUCCUCCAGCAGCCCCUUCCCCAGACACUAAGGCUGUAAUUGUCAUCAGAGACAAAGAAAAGCAUGUGUCCUAAUUAAACUCCACUCUCUUUCCAGGCAGCAGCUUCACACUUGAUAUCCAGAGGCAAAAUGUUGUGUGUGGGGUGUUAAAUACAUAAAUAAACCAAGAGUUUGCUGCUCU